UAUUUUGAAAGCCGAUUGUCGUCAUCGCGAACACGUUUCUUUGACGCGGUGUGUCGUAGCCGUUUGACGUUAUGUGGAAAGUAGCAAUGUCGGAUGAGGUUGGGAAGGCGAUACAGUCGGUGAUAGAGCGGGUGAACCAGGCGGCGGCACGGCGGCCCAAGACGGUGCCCGCUGUGCCGCCCCGCCUCGUCGCCGUGAGCAAGACCAAACCUCCAGAGAUGGUCGUGAAGGCCUACAGACAAGGGCAGCGCAACUUUGGAGAAAAUUAUGUUAACGAACUUGUGGACAAAGCUUCAGAUCCUCUGAUUUUAGAGUCAUGUCCAGAAAUCAAGUGGCACUUCAUUGGACAUCUACAGAAGCAUAACAUCAAUAAGCUUUUGGGUGUGCCCAACCUGUUCCUCGUGGAGACAAUCGACUCUGUGAAACUGGCCGAUAAAGUCAACAGCUCGUGGCAGCGUCUCCGUGGAGCCAGUGCGCAGAGGUUAAAGGUCAUGGUGCAGAUUAACACCAGCGGAGAACAGAGUAAACACGGGCUGCCGCCAGAGGAGGCGGUGAACACCGUAAAGCACAUCGUGUCCCAGUGCUCCGCCUUGCACUUCUCAGGACUCAUGACCAUUGGGCGCUACGGCUACGACCUCACUCUGGGGCCCAACCCCGACUUUCAGAUGCUGCUCAGCCGGAGGCAGGAGGUGUGUGACAGUCUGAAGCUGCCUCUGGAGGUUGUGGAGCUCAGUAUGGGGAUGUCAACAGACUUUGAACACGCGAUUGAAGUGGGCUCCACCAACGUCCGAGUGGGUAGCAUCAUAUUCGGCAACAGGGAGUAUCCCAACAGCGCAGCGAACACUCCCAAUCCCAGUCCAGCUCCCAGUCCGGGUCACAGUCCGGGUCCGAGUCCAGCUCCCAGCCCGGAGAAAACAUCCAAGAUGGUGUCAGAAGAAGCUGCCAAGAAGAUGCAGCAUCUCACCGUGUCUUAGGACGAGCGCCUGCCGCUCUCAGAUACCUUUAAGAAGAAAACACGCAGGUGGAGCGGCGUCGAGGCAGCCGCGUGGAGUUAGGAUUGCAAAAUUUUGCAUAAUUUUGAUGUGUAUUUGCCCAAUCCUCUUCGCUCUUUGUGUGCCCUCGUUUGCUUUUCUUAAGCAUUAACAAGCGGCAUUCAGUACAGAGAUAGUUAAAGCCUUUUUAAAAGUAGUGUGUUACUAACCUGCUGUGCUCCAACUUCCUCUUCAUGGCAAAUUGUCCUACAGGUUUACUGACGACGGCAUUUUCUACCUUUACGAUCUAACAUGUGACCGUGUCCCUUCCAGAUCAGAUUUCCGUGCAGUACAAUGUACGAUUCUUGUUGCACAGAUGAGGCAAGACUUGAUUUAAAAAAAAUAUUUAACCCUUUAUAAAGACACAUAGCGUUUGUUUCGUACUGUGUGAGAAACACGUCAGAUCUCUAUUCUUGAUAUUAACAAACGCGACUAAAAAGGAAGUGUUCUGUUCUGUUCGAAGUCCGUGCUAUGGUGUGGUAACUGUUGGACGUGCGAGAGUGAACCUAUGCAACGUGGGUUUUUUGUUCACGGUGGUUCCUUUUAGGAUGUCACAGGGUUAGUGUGUGUUUCUGUCUUAUGCGUUCAGUGUCAGUGAUUGUAAUGAUCAGUCGACUUGUGGUUGCUGUCCUAACGAGGUGUUUUGGUUUGGAAUCUGGCUCCGAGGGAAGCAAUAAAAUUUUACUGUUGAAAUCUC
This is a messenger RNA of Betta splendens (Siamese fighting fish), 1728 nucleotides long. RefSeq names its product pyridoxal phosphate binding protein (gene plpbp). Gene Ontology annotation, cellular component: intracellular anatomical structure; nuclear pore. Gene Ontology annotation, biological process: nucleocytoplasmic transport. Gene Ontology annotation, molecular function: pyridoxal phosphate binding; structural constituent of nuclear pore. The record is from RefSeq and is a predicted model, not a curated record. NCBI's taxonomy places the organism in Eukaryota, Metazoa, Chordata, Actinopteri, Anabantiformes, Osphronemidae. The transcript is spliced from 8 exons. The coding region runs from base 72 to 974 and encodes 300 amino acids.